Bicyclus anynana (squinting bush brown) is the source of this 1568-nucleotide messenger RNA. RefSeq lists its product as uncharacterized. Gene Ontology annotation, biological process: proteasome-mediated ubiquitin-dependent protein catabolic process; regulation of proteolysis. Lineage: Eukaryota; Metazoa; Arthropoda; Insecta; Lepidoptera; Nymphalidae. The coding region runs from base 162 to 1316 and encodes 384 amino acids. The record is from RefSeq and is a predicted model, not a curated record. The transcript has 3 exons. Gene Ontology annotation, cellular component: cytoplasm; nucleus. Gene Ontology annotation, molecular function: ubiquitin protein ligase binding.
GUAAAAUAAAUUAAAAAAAAAAAAAAAAAUAGUUUUUUAAUUUUUUUAUUGAUAAAAAAAUCUUGGAUCUUGGAAGUAAAACAUUGGUAUUUUUUGUUACGAAUAUUUGUUGUACAGUUGUCAGUUUUUAAUUUUUACACAAAAUAUAUAGGUAGUUGGCAAUGGCUGGAGACGGAGAAGACCUGUUUGGAUUAUAUCCAGAAAUAGAUUCAGAUGAUGAAGAAGAAAACCCCGCAGACACCUUAGAGAGUGCAGUAGAGUCUGAUGAAUUUGGUUCAAAGAGCAAUCAAAUUGAGUUUAGCAAAGGUUCAGUUUCAUGCCUCAAUGAAUGCUAUACAGCUGAAGCACAAAGAUUGUGUAUCUUAGACGUGGUGAAAAAGCUGAAUAACAGCGAUCAUUAUGAUAUAGGAGGAACAUAUUGUAUUCACAACUCAAAUAUACAAUCUGAGCUUUGGUUCUAUUGCACUACAUCAAUAUUACCGCAUGGUAAUUGUCUUUUGAAUAUAUUCUUCUGUGACCGACAAGGACGUUCAGUAUCUAUAGGCAUCAGUGAUGCAAAUACAAUAACAAAGAAAACAAUAUACUGCAAUGAUACUGUAUCAACUCAAGUACGGCUCUCUAGCACUUUAUGUUGGAAGACGUUUAAAUCAAACGAACGAGAAGAGAGCCACCUUUUGAAGACUUAUUGCUUCUCAAAGGAAAAUGUGAGGUCGUUAGACAAACAAAUACUUUGCAUCCCAAUAGAGAUAAAGAUUAAUGAGGCAAGUGUUGUAGAUAGAGGAACAAUGCUCAGGAUUAAGAAAAACCACGACUUGUCAGAUCUGUUCAAAAGGGGAGAGUACACUGAUUACACAUUAGAAUCUAGCAGCGGGAUGAAAUAUGAAGUUCAUAAAUUACUUUUAGCAACACACAGUUCAGUUUUGCGGAAUAUGCUGAAGAAUUCCAAUGCAGACUCCUUGCGUCUUAACAUUGAUGACAAAGGAAUGGAACAAUUCUUGGAAUACAUUUACACCGGUUCGGUCAAAGAUAUCUUGGAUCACAACUGGAGUCAGCUGAUUGAGUUGGCGGACCAAUUUAAGUUGGACAAACUGUUCAAGGAAGCUGAGAAUGCAAUAACAGAGCAGAUUUGCGUUAAAAAUGCGAUAGAUGUAGCCGUCUUGUCAGAAAAGUACAAGUUGGUUGGAAUUCAAAGAAAAGUGUUUGAGUUCAUCAAAGCUCAUCCUGAAGUACUAGAGACUGAUGGUUGGAAGCAUUUGGCCGAUAUAGACUUAACAAAGAAAUUGUUUCAACAAGUGCACAGUGUUCUUUCUAAUUAACAUGUUGGACCGUCAUUCCCGACUUCUUGGAGGGGAAUAUUGGUCAUAUUAUGAAAAAUAUGGAAAUAUUCUUUAAAAAAAAAACUCGGUUUUUAUAAUUUUUUUUUUAUAACACUUACUUGUUGAUUAUAUAAAAAACAAGUUAAAGUCUAUUUUAAAAAAAAAGAGUUACACACAUGUAUAUAUUAUACUAGGACAGAUGUUAAAGUUGUGGUAUUUUAAAAUAUUCAUAAUAUUACAGAAUUUUGAUUG